Drosophila ananassae is the source of this 2931-nucleotide messenger RNA. RefSeq names its product calcitonin gene-related peptide type 1 receptor (gene hec). Gene Ontology annotation, biological process: adenylate cyclase-modulating G protein-coupled receptor signaling pathway; cell surface receptor signaling pathway. The transcript has 10 exons. Gene Ontology annotation, molecular function: calcitonin receptor activity. Gene Ontology annotation, cellular component: plasma membrane. NCBI's taxonomy places the organism in Eukaryota, Metazoa, Arthropoda, Insecta, Diptera, Drosophilidae. Bases 239 to 1735 code for a protein of 498 amino acids. The record is from RefSeq and is a predicted model, not a curated record.
AUUCACUUGCCAACUGGUUUCUGUGCCGAGCGGUUGAGUUUUUGUGCAUUUUUCUUUCGGUUUUUGCGCCUUUUUGUUGAGUGUGGCAACAUUUUGAGUUUGUUGUGAUCGCGGAAUAGAAAAACAUCGCAGAAAAAAAAACACAAAAGAAAGCCGGCCGGAAUUGAGAAAGGCAGAUGGCCGUAAACACUCACAAGAUUCGCAACAGAGUGCAUUGCCUACUUUGAGGCCCCUUGCAAUGGGUGGUUUGUCAGCUUCAGUUACUGAACCAGACAUGGAACAGGAGGCGCCCCAGCCGCAGGAUAAUCUGCGCAUAUUUUUAAAGCAUUUGUAUGCCGAGUGCGUGUACAGAUACCAGAAUGACACAUACGACGACCCAAUGACAGAAACCGCAACAGACUACGAGUCAGAUUUGCCGGAGAACUUCAGCCCUGUGCCACGAUAUCUGGAAAAUGCUGCUUUAAACGAAGGUUCGAUUGACAUGCGGAACGUGGACGAAAAGCAAGCGGAAAAGGAGGAGCUAUUCGCCACCAUUCUCACGGCCACGAUGGCCACAAAUCAGAAUCAGGACGAGCCAGCUGGGCAACGUAGUUCGGGGAACAGCAGUAGCAGCGGCAGCAAACGCCUCUUCUGCCCCUUGGACUUUGACGGAUACCUCUGUUGGCCAAGAACUCCGGCCGGCACUGUGCUAAGUCAAUAUUGUCCCGAUUUCGUUGAGGGCUUUAACAGCAAAUUUCUGGCCCACAAGACCUGCCAAGAGAACGGCUCCUGGUACCGACAUCCGGAGAGCAACAAGACCUGGUCCAAUUACACCAACUGUGUCGACUACGUUGACUUGGAGUUUCGCCAGUUCAUCAACGAGCUGUACGUUAAGGGUUACGCCAUCUCCCUGCUGGCCCUGCUCAUAUCGAUUAUUAUUUUCCUGGGCUUCAAAUCCCUGCGCUGUACACGCAUUCGGAUACAUGUGCAUUUGUUUGCAUCGCUGGCCUGCACCUGUGUGGCCUGGAUUCUUUGGUACCGCCUCGUGGUGGAGCGACCUGAAAUCACAGCCGAGAAUCCGCUCUGGUGCAUCUUAUUGCAUCUGGUUGUGCACUAUUUCAUGCUGGUCAACUACUUCUGGAUGUUCUGCGAAGGCCUCCACCUGCACUUGGUGCUCGUUGUGGUCUUUGUCAAGGACACGAUUGUGAUGCGCUGGUUUAUCAUCAUCAGUUGGCUAUCGCCAGUUCAUUUCGCCGUCGUCUAUGGCCUGGCCAGGCACUUCAGCAGCCCAGACAAUGAACACUGUUGGAUCAAUGACAGUCUCUACCUGUGGAUUUUCUCAGUGCCCAUAACUCUUUCCCUUUUGGCUAGUUUUAUUUUUCUCAUCAAUGUCCUGAGGGUAAUUGUGCGAAAACUUCAUCCCCAGUCGGCCCAACCGGCUCCUUUGGCCAUCCGGAAAGCAGUUAGAGCCACUAUUAUCCUCGUACCUCUGUUCGGACUACAGCACUUCCUUCUACCCUAUCGGCCGGAUGCUGGAACCCAGCUGGAUCGCUUCUACCAACUGCUCUCUGUGGUCCUGGUCAGCCUUCAGGGAUUCGUGGUUUCCUUUCUGUUCUGCUUUGCCAACCACGACGUCUUGUUCGCUGUCAGGACACUGCUAAACAAGUUGAUGCCCAGUUUGGUCUCUCCGCCACCGGCAGGGAGUAAUACUGGACAGAUGGCGACAACCACACCCAGCCGGGAACUGGGCGUUUAGAGUGUACCACCCGAAAAUGCAGCGAAAUAUUAAUCGCAUUGAAGAGCAGAGGUUUUGAAAACCCUACCCAAGUACACAAAUACAAAAACAACAGUUUUCCAAAAGAACACCAACAGUAUUCCAACAGUGCCACAUCCGAAGAACUACAGCCUAAACAGUACAACAACCAUACUCAGAAUUUUAAAGAGAAAACUUUGAGAGGUUUUUGAAACCUUUACAAUAACAGAACUCCAACAAAAUAAAGCAGUAUUCCAUCAAAUCCACAACUUAAAGAAUAACGGACUUUACAGUACAACAACUAUACUCCAACUAACAAUUUUCGUGAAACCCCAGUUAGAAUUUUAAAGAGGAAAUAUUUAGAGGUUUUUGAAACCCUUCCAACAACAGGACCCCAAGUAGCAGGAGAAAGCAGUAUUCCAACAGUUCAAAAACCUUAACCAACAGCCCUAUCCCAAACUCGGUUUCAUAAUUUGCCUAAUGCCUGUGUUAUUUUUGAUAUCUCUUUGAAUAUGUUUUAAAUUUAAUUUAAAGCAAGCAUUUAAAGCAAGUUUAUGGCCUGCUGAUGUCUACAAUGGAGUGAAACUAAAAGCUAUCCAACCAUAUCCAGUAUAAUUAUGGGAAUCAAGUAGUUGAAUUUAGAGAUUCACGGUCCUAAACAAACGAUUUUAAAUAAAACAAAAUAUAAAAUAUAUAUAAUAUUUUCAGAUAUACAUGUGUUUUAAUCAAGUCCAGAGAGACAACAUACGUACGCCAAUGUACCUAAAAUAUUAAAUAAUUUUUUUUUGGAUCGUCCCACAAAGAUAUUACGAUAAAAAUAUAUAUACAAAAUAUAUAUACAGAUAUGUGUAAUGUUAUUGAUGUAAAAUUUAUGGCAUAUUAUAUAUUAUAUUCACUUAACCAGCACUCUUAAGUAGUGAAUAAAUCAUGUUAACUGCAAAGGGGGAUUGGAGGGAUUUUAUUGGUACAUUGGAAAUAAAAAGGCUCUGUUUUGGUAAAUUUUUCAUUCAAUUUUAUUUCAUUUUUUUGUAUUUUUCUUUUUGUUGUUUUUUGCACGUUUUUUGUCAUAUUUUUAUUUUAUUUUGUAUAUCAUUGCUUGCCGGCGUUUUUAUUUUUAUUUUUUUUUUUGUUUUUAGGUUUUGUUAUCGUUUGGAUUUCGAUUUUUUGUUUAUGAAAGAGCAAAAGAGCGUAGAACAAAA